This is a messenger RNA of Penicilliopsis zonata CBS 506.65, 740 nucleotides long. RefSeq lists its product as hypothetical. The record is from RefSeq and is a predicted model, not a curated record. The transcript has a single exon. NCBI's taxonomy places the organism in Eukaryota, Fungi, Ascomycota, Eurotiomycetes, Eurotiales, Aspergillaceae. Bases 94 to 615 code for a protein of 173 amino acids.
CCUGUUGAUCUAGACAGCAAGAGAUACAUUACCAGCAGCUACUAGCAGCUACUAGAACUACUAGCAAACUACCUAGUAUCAGAAGAAACAACCAUGUGGACGCGCUUCCAUCUCGACAUCGAGGCCAACCAUGUCACUCGCGGACUGUUCCGACUCGCAUAUGUGAAUGGGACGAGCAUCCGAGCCAGACUCGCCGAGCAGACCCGGCCAUUACAGACCAGGAGCAGCCUACGAACCCCCUCUCAGAGACAAGAGCGCGACGAGGAAGUCCACGACCGCCGCUCCCUGAAGCCGCAGCGCACAGAGACCGCCAAGUCUGGAACGGACGACGACGUGGCAAGCAUGAAGACGGCGUACGAUCCGACGACGAAGAGUCCCGAGAGCGAGUUCGAGGCGUCGGAGAGGGAGAGUCGGCAGCGCGGGGAGCCCGCCAAUCCGUUAAACGUCAGUCCUGCGAAUCAAGAGGUCAGCAGCGCGCGCGACCCGAUGGAGGGCGGAGCAGAUCGGAAUGUCGACAAGUCGGCGAGUACGAGGGGCCGGCCGAGGAAACAUGGCAAGGGACAUGUUGGGGGGGAAGGACAGACUGUUUUUGCGUCGGAUCGGGGGGCGGACUAGGAUAUGGAGGUUUAUACUAGUAGAUACAAUAGCUGGAAGUCACACAAUCCUAUUCUAUGAUGUUUUCGAAGAGAUUCAGCUAGGAUAGGCUUUAUGAUCCUAUUCAAACACUCGUGGAAUAACAG